Branchiostoma floridae (Florida lancelet) is the source of this 609-nucleotide messenger RNA. Its product is annotated as adhesion G-protein coupled receptor G2-like. The transcript is spliced from 5 exons. The record is from RefSeq and is a predicted model, not a curated record. Gene Ontology annotation, biological process: cell surface receptor signaling pathway; G protein-coupled receptor signaling pathway. Lineage: Eukaryota; Metazoa; Chordata; Leptocardii; Amphioxiformes; Branchiostomatidae. Gene Ontology annotation, molecular function: G protein-coupled receptor activity. Gene Ontology annotation, cellular component: membrane. The coding region runs from base 1 to 609 and encodes 202 amino acids.
AUGGUACUAAAACUGUUGCAACUUCGUCAGACCCGACCACACCGCAUCCUGAUUAACCUAUGUGUGGCACUACUGGCGACUCUCAUCAUCUUCCUGGCAGGCAUCGAUGCAACCAGUUCUCCCGCCGGUUGCACUGCCGUGGCAUUUCUCCUGCACUACUUCCUUUUGGCUGUAUUUCUGUGGAUGGCAGUUGAAGCCUUCAACAUGUACCUGGCCUUCGUGAAAGUCUUGGGCACAUAUGUGUCUAGAUUCUUCCUAAAGGCAGCCAUCUUAGCAUGGGGUCUUCCCUUGGUCAUUGCCAUUAUUACAUUGCUUGCGGACGUCCCCAGCAACUAUUCCGAAGGACAACAGACCUACAGGAGCAACAGAUUUUGCUGGCUGCAGGGUAACCAGCUGUACUUUGGGUUCCUGUUGCCUGCUGGACUGGUACUACUUUUUAACACCGUCGUGUACAUCAUGGUUAUCAGGAAACUGGUCAGUAGGGGCAGAGCUAAAGGGGAAGCUGCUGAUCCAAGGAAAUAUGCGAUCAAGCAACAGCUUCGCAUAGCCAUCACUGUCAUGGUGCUGGUCGGACUUACCUGGAUUUUUGGAUUCAUAACGAUUAGGUGA